Molecule: messenger RNA, 1476 nt
Organism: Marmota monax (woodchuck)
Lineage: Eukaryota; Metazoa; Chordata; Mammalia; Rodentia; Sciuridae
Gene: Nat14
Product: N-acetyltransferase 14 (putative)
Exons: 3
Coding region: 215-988 (257 amino acids)
Molecular function (GO): N-acetyltransferase activity
Source: RefSeq, a predicted model, not a curated record
GCUGGUGGUGAUGCCAUGGUUGGUCUCCAGCUGGGAGGCAUUAGAAUACCGGUUCUGCCUCUUGUUUGCUGGAUGUCACUCGCCCUCUCUCCUCAUCUGAAAAAUGGGUGGGGGGUAGAUCUUUUAUCCCGAAGGGCACUGUCAGGGCGCCCCCAGGGAUUGAGGUGGGGGCCCCGGACCCCACCCGCAAAGGUCCCAGCACCAAUGGGAAUCGAUGUACUGGCGUCGCGGUUGCGGUCGCCGUCUCCUCCCGCGCUUAGGUCGCUUAGCAACGAGGGACCGUCGUGAAGGAAACUGCGAACGCUGGGGGUCACAGGUGCACAAACUACGCCAGCUCCCUUUUGGGGGCGGUGGCCUGGGGGCUGCCAUGGCCCCCAGCCACCUGUCUGUGCGGGAGAUGAGGGAGGAUGAGAAAGCCCUGGUGCUGGAGAUGCUCAAGGCUGGCGUAAAGGACACGGAAAACCGUGUGGCCCUCCAUGCUCUGACACGGCCCCCGGCCCUUCUUCUCCUGGCAGCAGCCAGCAGCGGCCUGCGCUUCGUCCUGGCCUCCUUCGCCCUGGCCCUCCUGCUGCCUGUGUUCCUGGCUGUGGCCGCAGUGAAGCUAGGCCUGCGAGCCUGGUGGGGCUCCUUGCCUCCUCCCGGAGGCCUGGGGGGGCCCUGGGUGGCCGUGAGGGGCUCUGGCGAUGUGUGUGGAGUCCUGGCCCUGGCCCCUGGCACCAAUGCGGGGGAUGGAGCCCGGGUCACCCGCCUCUCUGUCUCACGCUGGCACCGCCGCAGGGGAGUGGGUAGGAGGCUCCUAGCCUUUGCUGAGUCUCGGGCUCGAGCCUGGGCAGGGGGCAUGGGGGAGCCCCGGGCCCGGCUUGUGGUCCCCGUGGCCGUGGCUGCCUGGGGGGUGGCAGGGCUGUUGGAGGGCUGUGGCUAUCAGGCCGAGGGGGGCUGGGGCUGCAUGGGCUACACACUGGUGAGGGAGUUCAGCAAAGACCUGUGACUGCAGACCUGGGGCAGGGGGACGCCAGCACUCAACGCUCCUGCUGUGCCCGGGCACUGUCACAUCCAUGCCUCGGUGACCCCAGCACACCUGUGCCCCAGCGAGGACUGCAGACCUAGACACCCACCCCUCCACCUGCCGCCAGCCUGCAGUGUCCAGUGUGGAACAAAUUCCUCUCCCCUUUGGCUCCGAGGGCUAUCAGAGGUCAACCUGUCAAGCCCCUGCCUCAGAUUCUGUCUGCACUGAGAAUCUCCCUGCUUUGUCUGCAGAGCUGUGCUGUCUGUGCUGCUGGCCCUGGGGGAGCUCUGGGGAGGGACGGAGCGGCCACAAGCUCGCCCUGAGCGAGCUAGGACUUGAGGCAGGGUGCCUGGGACAAGGCCUCCCUGGGAGCGGGUGGGGCUGGUGGGCACAGCUCCUGUGCGUCCUUCUGUCUGGUCCUUACAGUGUGUCAAUAAAGCCUGAGACUGCUGUGUGCGGCCUCGUCCUGA